Molecule: messenger RNA, 475 nt
Organism: Durusdinium trenchii
Lineage: Eukaryota; Dinophyceae; Suessiales; Symbiodiniaceae
Source: the annotation of a GenBank genome assembly
CUACGAGUAGCGAUGCCUUUUGUUACUAAUUCGUAGCUUCUUGUACACCUCACUUAUACUAGUUAUACCAUUCAUCUGCACAAAGUCCUGCAGGUGCCAUGGCCGCUCAGUUUUGUCCCACCUGUGCGAAUCUCCUGAUCGUGGAGAUUGGGCGCCAGUCGAACUCCGCCUUUCGAUGUCGCACGUGUCCCUACAUCUACCAUAUCCGAGAGAAGCUGACGUCCAAGCAACUCAUCGCCAGAAAGGAAGUGGACGACGUCCUGGGAGGUGCGGAGGCGUGGAAAGAUGUGGACCAAACCGACGCGCACUGUCCCAAAUGCGCGCAUGGACGCGCCUAUUUUCGGCAGAUGCAGACGCGAUCGGCGGAUGAACCGAUGACCACGUUCUACAGGUGUACGCAGUGUGCGCAUAAUUGGAAGGAGGACUGAGGUCGCACGAGGACUCGCACGACUCGUUCCUCUUGGAUCCUGGAAGC